GGGCCGGGCAACCCGCGUGGCCGGGCGCAGUGGCCGCGCUAGAGCCUGGGCCCGGAAGGACUACGACCCCCCCCUGGCGCGACUCAGGCGCGUAACACCCAGAGCGCACGGGUCGCAGACCCGGAGGGAGACCCCUGCUGCGCAGGUCCGGUGGAGCCAGUCCUGGGAAACAGAAGUCACCACACCUUUUAUCAUGAAAGCCUUGGUAUCCCAGGAAACAACCACACUCCAAUAGUUGUGCUGUGGACAAUUUUGCAAGACACUCAGCAGGGAACAGUUUACCUGAUGUAGGACUUUUACUGCAAAAAUAAGGAGAAUCCUGGACAAACUGGGUUGGUUGUUCACAAUAGCAAAUGCUUGCAGGAUCAAGAACUCAGCUUCAAGGUAAAUACUGUAUAAUGUGUGAAAUUAAAAAAGAACAACUCACAGAUUAAGGAAACAGGUUGGUCAGAAGCAAUGGGGGUGGAAAUGGGUGAAGGAAGUCAGUUAUAAGAUAAAUAAGUUCUGGGGAUGCAAUGUAGAGCAUGGUACCUAUAGUUAACAAUGCUGUAUCGCAUGUAUGAAAGUUGCAGUGAGAUUAGAUCUUAAAAGUUCUCAUCACAAGAAAAAAAUUAUAACUAGAUGGGGUGAUAGAUGGUUACUAAACUUAUUGUGGUUAUCAUUUUGUACUGCAUACAUAUGUCAGAUCAUGUUGUAUACCUUAAACUAAUAUGAUGUUAUAUGUUAACUGUAUCUCAAUAAAACUGAAAAAAAGUCUCCAUAUUAAAAAAUCAAUUGGAUCGUAGUAGGAGGGAGUCUGGGCGAGUUGAGAGAGAUGUGAUCCGUAGAGCUUCCGAGAAUAGCACGCGGAGGACAAGGUUCUGCGAAGAGAGAGACUCAGAGGCAGUGUGGGAAGUGUAGUCCAGUUGGCUUAGCGGAUGAUUCGGGGUGGUCGCCGAGGUUCCGGAAAGAGACUGAAAAGGCCUGAAAAGAGACUGUGACUAUGCCUUUUAACUCAGUAGCUGGAGCACAGGAAACUGUUUGUUGAAUGAAUGACCUAUCCAUUGAGGACCUAUUUAGACCUUGAGGAUAACCCUGUGAGCUGUGUUGAUUUCAUUAUGCUGCGACGAAAACCAACCCGCCUGGAGCUGAAACUUGAUGAUAUUGAGGAGUUUGAGAGCAUUCGAAAGGACCUGGAGACCCGUAAGAAACAAAAGGAAGAUGUGGACAUUGUAGGAGGCAGUGAUGGAGAAGGUGCCAUUGGACUCAGCAGUGAUCCCAAGAGCCGGGAACAAAUGAUUAAUGAUCGAAUUGGUUAUAAACCCCAACCAAAGCCCAACAGUCGUUCAUCUCAAUUUGGAAAUUUUGAGUUUUAGAGGUGGAUUAUCUUGCGUGCCAGAGCCCUGGAAUGGAGUACAAUGAUGGCGGAAACGCAAACAAGAUUUAGAGAAUGGAGUGCUCUCAGUCAGGCAGAAUGUUUUAUCUCCUGCAGAGAAAUACUUCUGCAUGAGAUUACGGAUGCUUAACUUUCACUCUGAAAGCUGAAAUUCACACUCUGGUUUGUCUCUGGAAAAUGACUCGGUAAAACUUGUCUGAUUUUUGUUUUUAAAAAUAAAUAUAUUUUUGGGAAAAAAAAA
This is a messenger RNA of Dama dama (fallow deer), 1616 nucleotides long. RefSeq names its product anaphase-promoting complex subunit CDC26-like. The transcript has 3 exons. Gene Ontology annotation, cellular component: anaphase-promoting complex. Lineage: Eukaryota; Metazoa; Chordata; Mammalia; Artiodactyla; Cervidae. Gene Ontology annotation, biological process: protein K11-linked ubiquitination; regulation of mitotic cell cycle; anaphase-promoting complex-dependent catabolic process. Bases 1032 to 1355 code for a protein of 107 amino acids. The record is from RefSeq and is a predicted model, not a curated record.